GAAUAAGCUAACAAAAUGAUGUUCAAUUCCAAAUUAUAUUAUCUAAUUUUACUUCUUUUAUUACCACUCUCAUCAUCGACAUCAUCUUCAGAAGCAAUUAACAGUUUAAUCAAAAAUUUGGAUAAAAAUAAACAAUCUCCAUUAUUACAAGAAUCUGCAGCUAAAGCUCUUCUCAAAAGAUUGCUUCCUACCCAUUUGUCAAGUUUCCAAUUCAAGAUUGUCUCCAAGGAUGCUUGUGGUAGAUACAGCUGCUUUUGGAUAUCAAAUUACAAGAAUGCAAGCAGCAAAUCCCCAGAAAUUAUUAUCCAAGGCACUACAGCGGUUGAAAUAGCAUCCGGCCUUCAUUGGUACUUAAAGUAUUUGUGUGGGGCUCAUGUGUCUUGGGACAAGACAGGUGGCAUUCAGAUAGCUUCUAUCCCGCCUCCAGGAAGCUUACCACGUGUAAAAGAAGAUGGAAUUCUGAUUCAACGUCCAGUUCCAUGGAAUUAUUAUCAAAAUGUAGUCACUUCUAGCUAUUCGUACGUUUGGUGGGAUUGGGAAAGAUGGGAGAAGGAGAUUGAUUGGAUGGCACUUCAAGGAAUUAAUCUGCCUCUUGCGUUUACUGGGCAAGAAUCAAUCUGGCAGAAAGUUUUUAUGGAUUUCAAAAUUAGUUCACAGGAUUUGAACACUUUUUUCGGUGGACCAGCUUUUCUUGCAUGGGCUCGAAUGGGAAACUUACAUGCAUGGGGUGGACCGUUAUCUCAGAAUUGGCUGGAUCAACAAUUGGUGUUGCAAAAACAAAUAUUAUCCCGGAUGAUCGAGUUAGGCAUGACUCCAGUGCUUCCAUCAUUUUCUGGAAAUGUUCCUAAGGCACUUAGAGACAUAUUCCCAUCUGCAAAUAUCACCAGGCUUGGAGACUGGAACACAGUUAAUGCUAAUCCUCGCUGGUGCUGUACUUACCUUCUUGACCCUUCUGAUCCCUUGUUCAUACAAAUUGGGGAGGCAUUUAUAAAAAAACAAAUUGAAGAAUAUGGAGAUGUGACGGACAUUUAUAACUGCGAUACAUUCAAUGAGAAUUUACCUCCAACAAGUGAUCCAACAUACAUAUCAACUCUUGGUUCUGCUGUUUAUGAAGCAAUGUCCAAAGCUGACAAGAAUGCAAUUUGGCUUAUGCAGGGCUGGCUCUUCUAUUCAGAUUCAUCUUUUUGGAAACCUCCGCAAAUGAAAGCGCUUUUGCAUUCGGUUCCAUUUGGGAAAAUGAUUGUUCUUGAUCUAUUCGCUGAUGUUAAACCCGUAUGGGAAUCAUCCUCGCAAUUCUAUGGCACCCCUUAUGUGUGGUGCAUGUUACACAACUUUGGCGGGAACAUUGAGAUGUAUGGCGUAUUGGACACACUUGCAUCGGGUCCUAUUGUUGCACGGCUCAGUGAAAAUUCAACUAUGGUUGGUGUUGGAAUGUGUAUGGAAGGAAUAGAACAUAAUCCUGUUGUGUAUGAGUUGAUGCCUGAAAUGGCAUUUCGAAAGGAUAAAGUUCAUGUUGAGGAAUGGUUGAACAUCUAUUCUCAUAGACGUUACGGCAAAACUGUGAAACAAGCUGAGUCAGCAUGGGAAAUUCUUCAUAGAUCUAUUUAUAAUUGCAGUGAUGGAAUUGCUGACCAUAACACAGAUUAUAUCGUGAAGUUUCCUGAUUGGGACCCAUAUUCAAAUAUCCACUCUAGCAUCCCGAGACAAAACCACAAACUAAGCCUCAUCACACUGCCUAGAAAUCGAAGGUCUAUGCUGAGUGAAGUUAAGUCUACGUUACCUCAACCGCAUAUGUGGUACUCGAAUAGUGAUGCCAUCAAGGCAUUAAAACUGUUCAUUGAUGCAGGCAAGGAUCUUGUUGGGAGCCUCACUUACAGGUAUGACUUGGUUGAUUUAACUCGACAAGUGUUGUCAAAGAUCGCAAAUGAAGUCUAUCUAGAUGUUUUAUUUGCUUUCCUACACAAGGACACGAAAGCUCUGAAAUAUAACAGCCAAAAAUUUGAACAACUUAUCAUUGACAUUGAUGAACUUCUUGCCGCUGAUGAUAACUUCCUUCUUGGAACGUGGCUCGAGAGUGCAAAAAAGCUAGCUUUAACCCCACAAGAAAAACAGCAGUAUGAAUGGAAUGCAAGAACACAAGUCACGAUGUGGUACGAUACAACAAAAACCAAUCAAAGCCAACUUCAUGAUUACGCAAACAAGUUUUGGAGUGGAUUAUUGGUCGACUACUAUCUACCACGAGCUUCAAUGUAUUUCAAUCGUUUGUCCAAAAGUUUGAGAGAAAACACAACGUUUGAGAUAAUCAAAUGGAGAAAGGAAUGGAUAUCAUACUCAAAUAAAUGGCAACAAGAUACAAAGCUUUAUCCUGUGAAAGCUCGAGGGGAUGCCCUAGCGAUUUCUGCAUCUCUUUAUCAGAAAUAUUUUGGGUAAGUUUAUAACUUAUAAACGAAAAACUGGACAUGACUGACCCAGUAGCAGGGAAGGCAAGAAUGUGUUGUUCAGCUGUCAAAGAAAUAGGUGUCAGUGUGGCUAAGUUACAGUUUGAAAGUUGUGGGUGGGUUUUAGCAGGUUAUAAAUUAUGUGGAAGUUUUUAAAAUUUUCUCAAUUUACAAUUGGAAUAUUUGCAAUAUCAGUCCUUGUAUUUUGUAGCAAGUCUCUGGUGCCUGGUUGGUAGUCACCAGUCAGAGUUUGGAAAAGUACUCGCUAUGAGAGUAAGAACUGAUGGGUUCAUGACAA
Messenger RNA from Erigeron canadensis, 2736 nucleotides. Its product is annotated as alpha-N-acetylglucosaminidase. NCBI's taxonomy places the organism in Eukaryota, Viridiplantae, Streptophyta, Magnoliopsida, Asterales, Asteraceae. The transcript has 19 exons. The record is from RefSeq and is a predicted model, not a curated record. Bases 16 to 2430 code for a protein of 804 amino acids.